UGAAUAUUGAAUAAUCGACUGAGGUACUUAUAAGGAAAAAAAAAAACAACAAAAUCCUCUCUGGAUAUCAGUUCCCCGUCCCCACCACCAUAUUUACUGUAUCUUCCAUUACAAUUAGUAUACUUUUUCUUUCUUUUUUCAUUUUUGGUUUUAUUUUUACGAAUUUUCAGGUCAAUGCCUAACCUCUGACCACUCUCCUCCUUCCUUUCUUCCCAGUUUACACUUUCCCUUUUGAAGAUUUGCAACCCUACUCCCCCACAAUCGUGCUGCUUGAUCUUUGAGCCGCAAUGGCUGAGUUUUCUCCUAAUAAACUUAGCUCAUCUGGAUUGCUCUGUUUGUUGAUAUUUGGUGUUUGGAGCAGUUUUUUAGCUGGGAUUUUGGUGGUUGUUGCAGAAGAUGAUGUCAAGUGUUUGCAAGGUGUGAAGAGCUCGUUGAAAGACCCAGAUGGGAAGCUCAGCUUAUGGAGCUUCGACAACUCCACGGUGGGUUACAUCUGCAAUUUCGUGGGCGUCACUUGCUGGAACCCGCAGGAGAAUCGGAUUAUCAAUCUCGAGCUCCGGGAUAUGAACCUCGCCGGAGUUGUCCCUGAUGCCCUGCAGUCUUGUCACAGCAUCCAAACACUUGAUCUCUCCGGUAAUAGCUUAACUGGUCCCAUCCCACCUCAAAUUUGUGAUUGGUUGCCUUAUUUGACGUCUUUAGAUUUGUCUAACAAUGAUUUGACCGGUACGAUCCCGGAGGAUAUUGUGAAAUGCUCCUAUUUGAACACUAUUGUGCUUGAUGACAACAAGCUGUCGGGUAGUAUUCCGUAUCAGUUUUCUAGUUUGAAUAGGCUGAAGAAGUUUUCUGUCGCCAACAAUGGCUUGACCGGUAGGGUUCCGACGUUUACUGCUGUUGGUGUGGAGCUUAAUUUCGACGGCAAUCACGGGCUAUGUGGCGGUCCGUUAAGGAAAUGCGGUGGCUUGAGUAAGAAAAAUAUGACUAUAAUCAUUGCUGCCGGUGUUUUUGGAGCUGCUGCGUCUAUGUUGUUGGGCUUUGGGGCGUGGUGGUGGUAUUUUAACAAGUCCGGGAGAAGUAGGAGAGGUUAUGGUAUUGGAAGGCAGGAUUCUGAUAGUUGGGCUGAGAGGUUGAGAGCUCACAAGCUUACUCAAGUCAUGUUGUUCCAGAAACCACUCGUGAAAGUUAAGUUGGCCGAUUUAUUGGCGGCGACCAAUAACUUUAGUGCUGAAAACGUUGUCAAUUCGACUAGGACGGGCACAACAUAUAAGGCAGUUUUGAGGGAUGGCUCUGCACUCGCGAUCAAGAGGCUCAGUACCUGUAAGAUGGGUGAUAAACAGUUUCGGAUGGAGAUGAACAGGUUAGGUCAACUUCGGCACCCGAACUUGGUACCACUCUUGGGGUUUUGCACUGUGGAAGAUGAGAAGCUUUUGGUCUACAAGCACCUUUCUAAUGGGACUUUGUUUGCAUUAUUGAGUGGAAAUCCGACUGCUCUGGAUUGGCCAACUAGGUUUAGGAUUGGUUUGGGAGCUGCUCGGGGAAUUGCUUGGCUUCACCAUGGGUGUCACCCACCAAUAGUGCAUCAAAAUAUUAGCUCUAAUGUCAUUCUCCUUGAUGAAGAUUAUGAUCCUAGGAUAAUGGAUUUCGGUUUGGCUAGGCUCAUGACUUCAUCAGAUUCAAAUGAAAGUAGUUAUGUGAAUGGAGAUUUAGGUGAAUUCGGAUAUGUGGCCCCGGAGUACUCCAGCACAUUGGUUGCAUCUUUGAAAGGGGAUGCUUAUAGCUUUGGAGUGGUACUUAUGGAGCUAGCAACUGGUCAAAAACCUCUUGAAGUUGGUGGUGCCGAGGAAGGGUUUAAGGGUAACUUAGUGGACUGGGUUACUCUGCUUACUGGUUCAGGCCGGAUCAAAGAUGCUAUUGAUAAAAGCUUACUUGGGAAGGGCCAUGAUGAAGAAAUUGUGCAGUUUUUAAGAAUUGCGUGUAGUUGUGUGAUUUCUCGGCCAAAGGACCGAUGGUCGAUGUAUCAAGUCUAUGAAUCGUUGAAGAGUAUGGCUGAGAGACAAGGACACUCUGAACAAUAUGAUGAAUUUCCCUUACUUUUUGGUAAAAAUGAUGCAGAUUAGUUUCAUUUGUCGCAAAGAAGUCUGAGGAGCAUGGCAAAACUAGCACACUUGAUGCAAAAGCUAAUUUUGUGUUCUAGGGAUCCCGAGACUACAUUUGUUGGUGAACUGCAAAGGAAAGCACACAGUCGUUUACGUGCAUAUUUGUAAGUGGAUAUUUCAUUUUUAAUCUCCAGUAGAACUUUUAUCAUAUUUUUGGCUUUUGCCUUUUCUUCUCCUUUGUGCCAUGGUGUUGUGCAGUACGAAGAAUUAUUAGAAUUUAGCAGAAUGAGGAAAUCAAUCCAAAAUUUAGGAGUAAAAUUUUUUAGGUAAAGUGACAGUCCAAAAAUGUCUAGCCUUACCAUGCUCGAUUAUAAUAAAGCUUGAUGUGAUUCUUCUCUUUGAUUCCGGAAUAGACUGAAGUAAACUACACUAAAGGAGAUAGGAUCCUGAAUGUGCAAUAUACAUGAUGCAACAAAAAGGGGUUCCCUUUUGAAUCUCAAUCACUUUAGACCAGUCUAAUACUUCUUGAAACAAUCAAAAUCAAAACCGUAAAAGAAGAAAAGAAAGCAAAAGGAAGAAGAAAAAGAUGAAGACAGGGCUUGCUUUGUUUUCACUGUUGAGAUAUGUACCAGUAGUGAAAAGCUAAUUGUAAUAAUAUCAUCUUGUCGACUGCUUAAUUUUAGGUAAUCUUUAACUACUUCCAUGAGAUGUCGGAUUAUAAGCGUGUCUGUUGUGUUUUAGCCUUCUAGAAGAAUAUCAACUUAGAGAUUCAUGUCUAACAUUUUUAAUAGCUGUCUCAAGAACAAACAAACAGUUGCCAAACCAGCCAAGGGCUCAAUAGAUAUCCUCCUGAUACAUGAGGUCGAUUAAGACAUCAAUUCUAACCUCUACAAACAGUUGCCGAGACAGUUGGGGCUUAAUAAACGUCCUCAUUAUACCUGAAGUCGGUUGAGAGUUCAUUUCUUACCUUUGUUAUAGUAAGUAGAAAACAUAAAAGGAAACUGCUUCCAUGCUAAGAAAUGAAGGAGGAGCUCAUUACUUUAACUAACUGUUUAGUUCUUUCACCUAAAACUUUAUCGACGAAGACCGAGUAACCCAUAUAUUUGCAUAAUUAAGCAUGUAUUGAGCAAAAAAAAAGAGCACUUUUUGAGCCCUUUAGCCCGUGCAAGGUGCAAAUGCUUUAUCUAGGGAACAGAAGCCACUCAAGAAAGAAAGCCAAAUCCUAUUAGAAAAGCAAAAGACAAUUGCCCCUUUAAUCCAUAAUACAUGCCUCACUCUACACAAGCACAAUCUCCCAAGACUCAGUCAAAUUUCUUCAUCAAAUCAUAUAUAUGCUUCAUUCGACAUUUUCUUUUUUGUUCGUAAUCUGAGUAGCAAAUUAACCGUGGAGGGCCAGGGAUUAUCUGACAGAUGAUACCUACUGAAAUCCAAUUCUAAAAGUAACAUAUAUGUAUAUAGUGACAAAGGCAGAAACAGAGAAGAACACUAUCAUACCAAAGCAAUUUCCUCAAUUGGCUAAAGCGGACAAGUACUCUUGAAUAUCUUUAGCUUUUUAACUCGUUGCUCGAAAUAUCGGUACUCAAUAAUUCCCUUCUCCCCUGAAGAAACAGAAAGAAAAAGGAGGAAAUAGAAAAGGGCCAUCAACAUCCAAUUUGCAUGUAGUACGAGUAUGCAACAAUUGAAACUUAAAUUUGUUGCACGAUGCUGUCAUCAGUAGUUAACCAUGCAGUUAGUCAUUGAAUGUGAACAUGUUCCAUUUUUGCAAAGCACAUUAAAGGGCCAAUGUAGAUAUGAAAUAAAGAGGGAAUGUGCAGAGAUUGAUGGUACCUAUUAUGUAUAGGAUCAGGUCCAUUAGGCACUCUUCUCUUACUAACUGCAUGGAAGUUGGGAUGACCUCCAGGAAGAUAAUGCCUCCUCCGAUUUGCUAUAAGAGCGAAAAUGUUGUUAUUUCUAGUGGUGGAUGAAAUUUUUCUUGAUGAUGUUGUCUUUUCGGAGGCCUGAUUUGCUAAGAUGCAGAUUAACAAGAACCACACUACAAGACCAGCAAUCAGAACAGCACAAAUUGAUCUCCCCUUGCAACCUCCCGAAUCCAUCUCUCUUCGUCCCAAGUUAUAUCUGUCUAACCUGUUUGCUGCUGGAGAGUUCUAGAUACUGGAUAACAGAGUUGAACUAGAAGCAAAACCGAUCAUGUCGUCAGAACCUCAAGCUAACAUGGAACAGCAUAGCAACUCUUUGGGAACUUUAGUUCAAGAAGAACUCAUGUUGUUCCAUAAGAAGUUACUCCCAUCUCUCAAGGUAAAAAUGAUGGGAAGCUUUCUGCUAUCUGUAAUAAGUUAAAAUGUCAGAAUUUCGCGUUGCUACAAUGGGAAAUGCAAGGCUAAAUGUUUCUCUAUAAGAACAAGAAGAAGAGUGAUGGACAGACAGGUUAAGGAUGACUAUCAGCAAUAAAUUCUGUAAGACUCAGCUUUUUCAAGGUGGAUGAUAAUAACUUGGGAUACAAAUCUCCAGACUUCAGAAUGUGCAAUGGUCUCUUAUAUUGAGAAUAACUAACUGAAAAAGGGAAGGUGAUUUCAAAAUGUGAGAGUUUUUGCUAUGUUCCAAGUUGCUUUAAAUUGGUUGGUCCACCCUGGAAUUAUUUACUUUGAUGUGCUCAUUUUCAUGCAGCCAUAAUCUGGGACCUCACUACCCUCUCCCUAUUUAUAGUCCUA
Oldenlandia corymbosa var. corymbosa is the source of this 4801-nucleotide messenger RNA. The record is from the annotation of a GenBank genome assembly. NCBI's taxonomy places the organism in Eukaryota, Viridiplantae, Streptophyta, Magnoliopsida, Gentianales, Rubiaceae.